Molecule: messenger RNA, 3453 nt
Organism: Alexandromys fortis (reed vole)
Lineage: Eukaryota; Metazoa; Chordata; Mammalia; Rodentia; Cricetidae
Gene: Grpel2
Product: GrpE like 2, mitochondrial
Exons: 4
Coding region: 84-758 (224 amino acids)
Biological process (GO): protein folding; protein import into mitochondrial matrix
Cellular component (GO): PAM complex, Tim23 associated import motor
Molecular function (GO): protein homodimerization activity; protein-folding chaperone binding; adenyl-nucleotide exchange factor activity
Source: RefSeq, a predicted model, not a curated record
GGGAGGGGCGUGGCUUUCCGGCGAGCGCGGCUCUCCGCUUGGCUGGAGCGCGCGUGCUCGGUGUCGACGUUCUGGUCUGGAACAUGGCGGCGCGGUCGCUGUGGGCGGUGCAGCGGCUGCAGCGCCUCCUGGCCUCGGGGCUUAUGUCAGAGAGCAGGGGAUGGCUACACCCAUUCAGCACUGCCACCCAAAGAACUGCUGGGGAAGACUGCAGUUCUGAGGACCCUCCUGACGUACUCGGUCCCUCCCUUGCUGAGCAAGCUUUAAGGCUAAAAGCUGUUAAACUGGAAAAAGAAGUCCAGGAUUUAACACUGAGAUACCAGAGAGCUGUCGCUGAUUGUGAAAACAUAAGGAGACGAACCCAGAGAUGUGUAGAAGACGCCAAGAUAUUUGGAAUCCAGAGCUUCUGUAAGGACUUGGUGGAGGUGGCAGACAUUUUGGAGAAGACUGCCGAGUGCUUUUCAGAAGAAACCAAACCUGAGGACCACAAGCUUACUCUGGAAAAAGUCUUUCAAGGACUGUCCCUUUUAGAAGCAAAGCUGAAGAGCGUGUUUGCCAAGCAUGGCCUAGAGAAAAUGACACCGAUUGGUGACAAAUAUGACCCUCAUGAGCAUGAACUCAUCUGUCACAUGCCAGCAGCUGUAGGGGUACAGCCUGGCACUGUGACAUUAGUACGGAAAGAUGGCUACAAGCUUCAUGGCCGCACCAUUAGACUUGCCCAAGUAGAAGUGGCAGUGGAGUCUCAGAGAAGGCUGUGAACAAGCCACCAGGAACUAAAACUCUCGCAGGUUCUGGCACCUGUGUCUCCUUUAUUUAUUAAGCUGGUUUGUAUUAUACAUGAGGUCCUUCGUGUGCUCCACUUUGGAUUUAGUCAUAUUGGCUUUACCUCUGCAGUAUCUUAUUGGUUUAUGUGGCCUGUUUGGUCUCAUCAAAAGUCCUGCCACUGGGCAUUUGAACAAUGUGACGAGUGUCCUAUGGCCUUUUUCAAAAUGUUUACAAAAAUCAUUUAAGUUGGUACUCUGAUGACUGAAUCCAAAAUCCCUUAAUUGUGUUUUCAACUAAUUUCUGGAAUUAGUGCAGCAUAGUGUGUCUUAUAUUUUAUGGGAAAGGGAGAUGGUAGGGAUUGGUGUGACAUUUAGGUACUUAGAUUGACAAAGCUUUACCCUUGUAUAAAUUUAGAUCAUUUGGGUUGACAUAUAGAGAGAUUUUUAAAAGAAUUUUUAUUUCAUUUUUUAUUUAGUCAUCUUUUUUACUUGUAAUCCCUGCUAGGGGUCACACAUUAUUCCGUAGCCGCCCCUUUCUUGUUCCUUUUGGAAGGGCUAAAGGGUCUGUCGGGCCAGUCUUCCUUUUUUUUGUUUAUGAGGUGUGCUCUUUUACUAAACUGAUCUCAAGUCCAUGAACAGGUAAGCUCUUGACAAACAACCCACUCCCAGGAAGACCAAAAGCCUCCAUAAAUCUCAAGUUGGAGAGUCCAGCAUGGGGGACCAAGCAUAGUAGCUGACUGUUCAAAAUUAAAAACAAAGUAUUAGGGUGGAUAAUUUUUUGAAAUACACAAAAGUAAUGCUGCUGUCUCAUCUCACUUGCAUGCACUCGGAUGACCUGGGCAUCCUCCUUUCUAAAUUAGGGUGGGGUGCUUCUUUGGGGAGGACAAGGGACUUCCUGUAGCAACAACAAAAUGCAAAAUCUUCAACCACAUUGCAAAACUUUGGGGAUGCGUAUCCCAAAUCAGCUGCUGUCACCUUCACCAUUCCAGUUUUUAAAUCCUGAAUCAAAAGCACCAAUAUAUAUAUUUAUAAUUGAGAAAAAGAACAAAGUUGUCUCAGGGUUUUUUUUUUCCAUGCACAUUUUGUCAAGAAAAGAUGUGAACACAACUCCGUCAUUGUCCACCUAGAAUCAUUUGCAGUGCAUGAAGGAAGGACCGUUGUAUUCCUCCUUGCUGAACCAGGAGGCCAUAGUGGAACUGCCUAUCCACAUGGAGUACUUGCAUUUGGGGAGAAUGGUGUUGAUCUUCACUGUACUAGGAGCCAGAUCAGUGAUCUGUAUGCUGGUGUAAUUGGUGCCUGGGUACAUGGUGGUACCUACAGACAGCACUGCGUUAGCAUAGACGUCUUUGCUGAUAUUGACACCACACUUGAUGACAGAAUUGAAGAUAAGUUCAUGGGCACCAUAAUAGUCCACACCCAGAAAGGAAGGCUAGAAGAGCGCCUGGGGGCAGCAGAAUUGGUCCUUGCUCAUAGUGAUGACCUGGCUGUCGGACAUAACUCUUCUCCAGGAUAAAGGAUGCAGCAGCAGGCAUGCCUUACUGGAAGUCCAGGGGGAAAUGGCACAAUUUCUUGAUAUUAGAUCCAUUUCCUGCUUCGCUAUGACGAAGUUGUAGCCAUGUUUAUUCUGGAACUUCAUGGGUAGGUCCUGUAGAUGGGCACUGAUAGGGGUGUGGGGGUGCGUUUGUGUGGAGUCCAUCAUGAAGAGUAGUUCCUGUAGAUGAGCACUGUGUGUGCGCGCGCGCGCACGCGUGUCUGUCUCUGGAGUUCAUCAUGAGGCAGGUGAUGCCAACAGAGUUGUACAGACAGCACAGCCUUGGUGGCUGUGUGGAUGAGUAGAGUGUUGAUGAUCUUGAGCAUGAUCUGGGUCUUUUCAUAACUGGUGUGGCGUUAAGGGAACCUUGGUAAGCAGCUAGUGCUCUUUCAGGGCCACACGUGUUCAUUGUAAAAGGUGUAGUAUCUCUGUUAUCCAAGUUGGUGACAGUACCACUCUCCAUGAAUACCUCAGCAUCAGGAUGCUUUUGGUCUGGGCCUAAUUGCCCAUAUAGGAGUCCUACUGGCCCAUGUCCACCAUCACAUCCCCAGUUUGGUGGAUAAAACACCAUAGAAGCAAGAGAGACUUGGACACAUCCCCGCCUAUGCAGCCAGCUUUGUACAUGCUGGGACCGGUGUAGCAGUAUCUGCUUCCAUGGCAGAUGGUAGCAGGUCGAGACUCAGCAGCAGAGAGACUUGUGUGUGUGUCAGGUGAGUAUGGGUUCUGCAGAUCCUCUUCCCUCAUAAGCAGUUAUUUUCAGACCCUUGGGUGUGAAAUACCCGUGACAAUACCAGCGGCAAAAGACCCAAACACAAUUGUAUGAGUAAUUACCUACAAAUGGCUGCUUCCACCAACCCUUACUCCUGCCCUUUGUCAGAUUUGCCCUGGGAUCUUAUAUUAGAUUGUAUGGGGAGGUAAUGGACAAAAUGCUUUACUCCCAUGAAUUUCUCAUCUAAUAAUGCUGAGGUAUGCCUUUUUUCCUUUGUGGUUGAAACUGACAAAUUACUACUUCUCACAUCAACAAACUUUAAUUUGUGUUUUUAGCACUGGGGAUUGAAGGCAAGGUCUCCAGAAUGCUAGGUAAGCACUCUGCGACUGAGCUCUGCUCCUAGCCCUGACAAGCUUUGUUUCCUGUUAUUAAAUCCAUCUUAAGCCAUA